AUGAAGUCACAAUUCGUCAGUCCUAUUUGUCCAAAAUUUGGAAAUAAGUCCUGUCCUCCCACCAACCGCCAUUUUCAUAUUCGAGUAAUAAUGUACUCAAUUAUGAUCGGAGCCAUGUUCAUCACUAUCUUUGGAAACUUGGUCAUAAUCAUUUCCAUAUCACAUUUCAAGCAGCUUCACUCUCCCACAAACUUUCUGAUCCUCUCCAUGGCAACCACAGACUUUCUGCUGGGUUUGGUCGUUAUGCCGUAUAGCAUGGUGCGAUCAGUAGAGAGCUGCUGGUAUUUUGGAGAUGGCUUUUGUAAAUUCCACACAAGCUUUGACAUGAUGCUAAGUCUGGCCUCCAUUUUCCACCUCUGCUCCAUUGCUAUUGACAGAUUUUAUGCUGUGUGUUACCCUCUACACUACACAACCACAAUGACCAUCUCCAUGAUAAAGUGGCUGCUGGCUUUUUGCUGGUCAGCCCCUGCUCUUCUUUCUUUUGGUUUAGUUCUAUCCAAGGCCAAUGUUUCUGUAAGUGCUCUCACCUGUGUGGGAGACUGUCAAAUUGCAGUGAAUCAGAGUUGGGUAUUGGUGGAUUUUCUAUUAUUUUUCAUCCCCACCCUUGUGAUGAUAGUUCUGUACUCCAAGAUUUUCCUCAUUGCUAAACACCAGGCUAGACAAAUUGAAAGUCUGAGCAAUAAGAUUGGGAGAUGCUCAGACAGCUACCAAGACAGAGUGGCCAGGAGGGAGAGAAAGGCUGCAAGAACGCUGGGCGUCGCAGUGCUAGCGUUUCUGAUCUCCUGGCUGCCUUACUUCCUGGAUGUCAUCACUGACGCCUUCCUAGGUUUCAUCACUCCCACGUGUGUCUAUGAAAUACUGGUUUGGGUUGCUUAUUAUAACUCAGCUAUGAACCCCUUGAUUGAUGCUUUCUUUUAUCCCUGGUUUCGAAAAGCCAUCAAACUCAUCGUCACUGGCAAAGUCUUGAGAGAGAAUUCCUCAACAGUAAAUUUAUUUUCUGGGUAA
Molecule: messenger RNA, 1005 nt
Organism: Rangifer tarandus platyrhynchus (Svalbard reindeer)
Lineage: Eukaryota; Metazoa; Chordata; Mammalia; Artiodactyla; Cervidae
Source: the annotation of a GenBank genome assembly